Messenger RNA from Orycteropus afer afer, 3213 nucleotides. Lineage: Eukaryota; Metazoa; Chordata; Mammalia; Tubulidentata; Orycteropodidae. The record is from RefSeq and is a predicted model, not a curated record.
GGCCCCAUCGGCACAGAAGGGCUGCUUUAUAGCUGGGAUCCUCGGUGCCGUAUGGCUGCUGGCUCCUUGGCAGCUGUCUUUACGGACCAGUGGGCAGAGGAAAAUUAACGCUGACAAGACUUGCAUCUUGGAAGGGACUGGAAUCUACUGUAGGGAAGAACAGAGCCUCUCAAUCACGCGGGUGUAAAUAAGAGACGGAGGGGAGUCCAACAGAAAAGGAAGAGGAGGGGAGAAAAAAGUGUGUGCUGGGGGGAGCGGGGCAAAGCAUUUUUGGUGGAUGGUAUGAAGCCAGCCAUGGAAACUGCAGCCGAGGAAAAUACUGAACAAAGCCAAGAGAGAAAAGUGAACAGCAGAGCUGCAGUGGAAAUUGGCAGGUACCACUGGAUGUACCCAGGCUCAAAGAACCACCAGUACCAUCCCGUGCCAACACAGGGGGACAGGGCUGGCCCCUUGAGCAGUCCAGGCUGCUUCGAAUGCUGCAUCAAGUGUCUGGGCGGAGUCCCCUACGCCUCCUUGGUGGCCACCAUCCUCUGCUUCUCUGGAGUCGCCUUGUUCUGCGGCUGCGGGCAUGUGGCUCUCGCUGGCACUGUGGCGAUUCUUGAACAACACUUCUCUACCAACACCAGUGACCAUGCUUUGCUGAGCGAGGUAAUCCAACUGAUGCAGUAUGUCAUCUAUGGAAUUGCGUCCUUUUUCUUCUUGUACGGGAUCAUUCUUUUGGCAGAAGGUUUUUACACCACAAGUGCAGUGAAGGAACUGCACGGUGAGUUUAAAACCACCGCCUGUGGCCGAUGCAUCAGUGGAAUGUUCAUUUUCCUCACCUAUGUGCUCGGAGUGGCCUGGCUGGGCGUCUUUGGUUUCUCUGCAGUGCCCGUGUUUAUGUUCUAUAAUAUAUGGUCAACUUGUGAAGUCAUCAAGUCACCGCAGACCAAUGGGACAGUGAGUGUGGAGCAGAUCUGCGUGGAUAUCCGGCAAUAUGGUAUCAUUCCUUGGAAUGCUUUCCCGGGGAAAAUAUGUGGUUCUGCCCUGGAGAACAUCUGCAACACAAAUGAGUUCUACAUGUCCUAUCACCUGUUCAUUGUGGCCUGUGCGGGAGCUGGUGCCACCGUCAUUGCCCUGAUCCACUUCCUCAUGAUACUGUCUUCUAACUGGGCUUACUUAAAGGACGCAAGCAAAAUGCAGGCUUACCAGGAUAUCAAAGCAAAGGAGGAACAGGAACUGCAAGAUAUCCAGUCUCGGUCAAAAGAACAACUCAAUUCUUAUACAUAAAUGUUUGCCAGAGUGUUUCCGCCGAAGAGUUUGCCACUCUGACAAAUCACCAGACAGCUGCUCUGCAGUACAGAUAUGUGUCCCCCAAAGUCCCGUAGAAGCCCAGACACAUCACUGUCUGUCUCACGCUGCUGGGAUGUAUUUCUAGGAAAGCCUUCCAGUGGGUAAAUCUUUUCCUUUAGAACAGAUAUUGGAGGUUUCAUGUUAGCCAUUUUAAAAGGCAACACUUUGACCAAAUGAUGGAUUCAUCCUUUUGAAAUUGGUGGCAUGUUCACACUUAGGACUAGGGCAGUCAUACCAAGACAGGCCAUGAGAUAAAUCAUGCUCCUUGAUAGGGACCUGCAAUGUGCCAACAUCAAGGGAUGUGACCACAAACUCACAUGUGCCCCCUGCCCUCCAAUCAGUGUAUUCAUACAGGAAUCACACGGAGGCUCCAUUUCUGACAGCUGACAUUUAUUACAUUUGGGCUCAUCAAAGAUAAUGUGAUUCUUACAAUUGACUUUUUUUUUUUUUUUUUUUUAAUUAGCUGACUGUGUUUUUCCCCAAGUUCAGGACACGUGAAUUUCCUGAGCAGAUCACAAGCCCACUUUUCAAUAAUGCUAAAAUGAGCUACUCUAAUUCUGCCUGACCUACUGCUGAGUGAGCUGGGCUCUGACUCAUUGACAAGCUUCUGGAAUCCAUUUUAUGAUAGAUUUCCUUUUAAUAAAAUGGUAAUGACGCAGUCAUGGUCGUUCUUCUUGGGAAAUAAAUGUCAGCUCUGCCUUAAUGAGUAUUUGCUUUAAAUUUCUACAAGUUUAUAUUGCAAUGGGAGACCCUGACUCCUUCACAGAAUUUUGUUCCAUCAACGCUUUUCUUAAUUAAGAAUAAGAAGUGUUACCUUAUUAAAAUGACCACCAUCCGACUCCAUUCCUAAGUGGUCUGGAUAUAGUGAGUUUACAGUUUCAUACCAACUAUCUAAAGCCUAAUUACAAAUAGACCACAGACCUCCUACUUUUAUAGACUUGAAUACUUAAGUAAUUUAAAUUAGGGUAUUUAUUUCGCUUUUUCAUCUCUAAAUCUUAGUUUCCUGGAAUAAUAAUAAUAAAGCUCAAUGUUCAGUGAGAAAACUGCUUGAGUUUAAGCCAUUUGCAACAGAAACUUGCCUUCUAAAUCACGUGUUCCAGAACGUUAAGUGACUCUCUAGGUAUGGGUAUUAGUGGUGGUAAACUUUGUGUUGUUCUUUAUGAAAUGAUACAUAUAACCGUCGGGUGCAUCAGUGCUUUUCAAAGGGGCUGCAUUAUCUAGUUAACCAUGUAUAUUCAUGUUAAGAGUUAACUUGUGGUUUGGCUGUUUCCUGGAUUUUAAAACAUAUACGUGUGCAGAAAUGUAUGAAAAUGAAAGGAAGCAUACCUUUAUCAAAAUGCUAUUAAAACUGAACCUUCCUCAAGUAUGAUUAUUUCAUUUGAAUUCUUUCUUUGGUUAAUGCCUACAUGCCUAUUUGGAACUUUCUGGUGUUUUCCUUGGGAGCAGCUCUCUUCUGUGUGGAACCGUUGCUCCGGAGUAGCUUAGUGCUUUGGUUUCCUGUUGCAUGACACACUUCUUCAAUGUUCUUUCCAGCAGUGGAGGUGCUGUUAGUGUCCCGUGUUCUAGAAGAGACAGUGUCUAAAGCCGAAUUUUACUUUUCUAAUUCUGGUAGCCAUUGCCAGGAAUUUUUGAAAGUUUUGUUGAAGUAGUCUAAUAUUUUUUAUGUAAAGAGCAUUAAAUUUUGCUAUGUAUAAAUUUUUGUAACCUAACAGUGAAUCAAUAUUUUCUAUCAGUGCCAAGGGCUUCCUGUAGUUCUAUUCAAGUGUUACAAUAAAUAUUUGUAGAUAAUAGUCAAUACUCGUGUAUGCUUAUUUUAAAGAUCUAUUUAGGUGGAAACACUUGUGGAUGUACUGAGAGUCAUGCAAUAAAAUGAUAGCUUCA